Messenger RNA from Somion occarium, 774 nucleotides. NCBI's taxonomy places the organism in Eukaryota, Fungi, Basidiomycota, Agaricomycetes, Polyporales, Cerrenaceae. The record is from the annotation of a GenBank genome assembly.
CAGAGGUUUUGGCCUUUUUGUUGAUGGAGGAUGAAGAGUUGAGACCAGAUGUCCUUACCCUUCUUCAUGACAUCUUUUCACCUAUGCCUCAAACUGGCCUCUUUCAAAUGAUUCAUAAAGACUAUGGCUGCAUGGUUGAUGCAUUGAUGAACAAAUGCUGUGUACACAAUACUGGGUCAGCCUCUCAAUUGGCAAUUCCAAAUAUCUUUAGUAACAAUAAAGAUAUCAAAGUUCUUUUGAAUUUUAUUGCAGGUGCAAAAUAUUGGCUAUACAAUGCCAAAGAUGAUCUUCAUAUUCCUCAUGACUGGCAUAAGGAUCACCACUGCAAAACUACCUUGGAGCUUUGUUGCUCACAGUACAUCUUCAGGUUUCUCUUACAGUUUCCUUCACAUCAGUUAAAACAACAUAAAAUCAUGAUUUAUGCUUUGCAAGAGAAUCUGAAAGAUUGCAUUCAAGAUGUUACUUGGUAUAGAGGAGAUCCAAAUAUGUGGUUCUACCACACAAAAUCUCUCUUGGUAAUUUUGAAGAAAAUGGGAAAGAUAGAUGAUGGUUUGGUGUUUGAGCAUCUGAAGGACUUCCUGCAGAAAAACAUAGAUCAAUCAUGGCAGUAUGGACAUAUUGAUACUACUUUUGAUGAUGAUGAUGAUGAUGAUGAUGAUGAUGAUGAUGAUAAUUCAGACAGUCUGAAUCAGAAUUAGUUAUCUUUCUUCCUGUAAUUUUAGUGUAUUUUCAAUUUCCUUCAAGUACAUAUUGAAUGUACAUGCAAUUUCAUUG